Molecule: messenger RNA, 1327 nt
Organism: Myotis lucifugus (little brown bat)
Lineage: Eukaryota; Metazoa; Chordata; Mammalia; Chiroptera; Vespertilionidae
Gene: TMEM236
Product: transmembrane protein 236
Exons: 4
Coding region: 145-1215 (356 amino acids)
Source: RefSeq, a predicted model, not a curated record
CAUAGGAGGGUCAAUAAAAGAAUAAAGUCACUGGUUAGUGAUUCGAGUACAAGGAACUUGAUCCUAGUUCAUAUCUGAGUGUCCAUAUGCUGCUCACCGUCGGAGGGGGAGUGUUGGGCCCGCGGCUGCUCGCACUGCCUGGAGAUGGCUUCCGGAAGACUCAUCAAGCUCCUGGUGUUCGAGCUUCUUGAGUUUGCUGCUUUCUCCAUCCCCACGCUCGUGAUUGUGGAACAGUUCGCCACUGCCUAUCAAUGGUCAAGGGAUAAAAGAGAAAAAACUCAUUAUUGGCUGAUCGUUUCCUGUUCAAUUGCCUAUGUGGCUUCAGUGAGUCUACUGAUCUGGGUUCCCAUAAAAGUUCUCUUAUACAAGAAACAUCAUCUUUCAAAAAAAAUUAAAGGAUGGAGACCUGUUAUGAUGAUGUGUGUAGUGCUCACCACACUCCCCAGUUUCAGCUUUUCAAUAGCAGUGACUGAGGUUCAAAAGAAUGCUAAUGGUACUGCUAAUAGCUUGCCGGACACCUUGCCUGACCUACCAGUCUCUCUGGUUCUGACUUCCUUGAUCGUGGUUGACAUCAUUGAAAAACUCAGGAUAUACCCUCUUAGAGGGAGGCAAAAAAGUAAUGAAGAUACGCACAUCCGUGCCACCACGUUGCAACGCAUAAGAACCGUGACGGAUCAAGUGAGGCCAAAUGAAGGAAACCCUGCGACUCCCCAGCCAGCCCCGAGGACCAAGGCCCCGGCCCUGGCCCUGGCCCCGGCCCCGGCAGCCACAGCGCAGAGCCCGGCCCCUGCAGAGGCCGGAGCCCAGGAGCUCGACUUCCAGUCCCCAGUCCUGAGAGCCAUGUCCCGGCGGGACGCUCGCGCGGAGAUUUUCCUGUGGAGCUUUGUGCUCUGGUCUGACACCAUCGAGAUGGUGCGUGUGGCCGGCCACCAAGCGGUGUACAAGUCAGCCUGGCUCUACCCGGUCUAUCUGUUCAGUUUCAUCUCGCUCCUUCGCAUUAUAUUCACGCCCCAGAACCCCCUGCUGAAUUCCCUGGGCGUCCUGCUCCAGGAUUUACCCUUCAUUUUUGUCAGACUUGGCUUAAUCAUCGACCUGGGGACUAUCACACCCGUGCUGGGCCUCUGUAAGAAUGUGCUGGUGACUCUCUCUUACGGUUACUUCAAUUACUUAACCAAAUUCAGGAUUUUCUCCUCCUUUGAAUUGUCUUCAUUUUAAAAAGAAAUUGUAAUAUAGUUAAGCCUCUUUAUUAUGCAUGUGGACACAUGUGUAAUCUUAUUCUUUUCUGGGGUAUAUGUUUUUGCACUAUAUAAAGAAAUGAAACUAGAUC